Messenger RNA from Phaeodactylum tricornutum CCAP 1055/1, 1729 nucleotides. RefSeq lists its product with no specific name. The coding region runs from base 1 to 1368 and encodes 455 amino acids. NCBI's taxonomy places the organism in Eukaryota, Bacillariophyta, Bacillariophyceae, Surirellales, Neidiaceae. The transcript has 2 exons. The record is from RefSeq and is a predicted model, not a curated record.
AUGACUCUGGGGUGGUGUUCGGAUCCCGAUCCCGGGGCAACGAAUCCUAAAAGGAGCGCGACGAUCCGGCGUACACAAAUCACGGAAAAGCGUGGCUAUUGGACCUCCCUACUCGGCUCAUUGGUUGGUGUUCAUUUUGGUAGUGUGGUACCUUUCAAGCCCAACGAGAAGGAACGCAUUCGUUACGACACGACCAUUACCCCAUCGCGGAUUAAUUCCCCUUCGACGAUGCGAUCGUUCGCCCCACAACACGCGAGUGUAAUGGCGGUAGUCCUGCUAGUCCUGGCCGAAUUGCGCACGUUAUUCCACGUUCCCCAGGACGUUUGGUUGCAGGCGGACCCACCCCUUAGCGGCCGGAUCCAAUUUAUUCUGACGACGGAAUCAUCUCACGAGUCUGACCACCCGAACAACGACACCGCCCCAUCGGCGGCACAGGAGGAAAGUAUCCCCUCCCGUGACGAGGUGACGUAUUUGUACGGAGAGGAACCCGUGUUGCUGGGACUGGAACGUUGUGCGGAGUAUCGUGCGGCACGCGACGCCCGCAACAUUUCCGUCCAAGACCAACAUCUGGGAGGAAUACGGAUUGCCGGUAUGUACAAUACGGGUACCAACGCGAUCGCACAAACGCUCUUGAAGAAUCUGGAAACAGAACAAUACAUGCCCGAUUUGACGAUUCCCGAAUUCAAGGAACGCAAUGGGUGGCAACCCAAUGUAAUAUGGGGCAAGCAUUCGCUUUUGAGCGACAAGUACCCCAAUUCGCUCAUCGCGAUAGAGCGCAACAGUAUUCUUCCCGUAGUCAUGAUCAGGGAUCCGUAUCGCUGGAUGAAGAGUAUUUGCAAGGCUGAAUACGGUGUUUCGUUCCAUUACGUCAUGCCACCAAGAUACGCGGAGCAUUGUCCUGGUCUCGUUGUCACGCCCACCGAAGGUCGACACACUCCGCAGAAGACGCACAAACUCACGGUCACGGAGCUUAAACUGAGCAACGAGUUUGACUCUCUGGCCGACUACUGGUCCGAAUUCAACCGUCUAUACCUGGAAGCGGACUUUCCGCGCAUCAUGGUCCGAUACGAGGAUACCAUUUUCCAUACCGAAAAAGUGGUAGAGGCGCUGCGCGAAUGUGUCGGGAUCCCGGACGACAAGCGUGGCUUCCAGUACCAUACCGCAGCCGCCAAGAAACACGGCCACUCCUCCGAUUUGGCUACCGCGCUUCGCAAAUACGGCACCGAAAAAGGCCGCUACGACGGCCUCACGGCAGACGAUCUACAAUACGCCCGGAAAGUGUUCAACAAUACUCUCAUGGAAACGUUUCACUAUCGUUACGCUCCGGAGUCGUAUUUAGCUCCGCCCAUGGAGCAAGUCUGGAGGUAAUCUGGUACAAAGAGCCUGAACAAAUGUGUGACUUGGACAUGAAAAGAAUACCCUAUACAUUGAGAUGGUCAACGGCGCUUGGCAUUUUUGCCGGGCGUCAUGCCCUACCAUCAAUGUAUUCUUUUCAUACACUGGCACGCAACGAACCAUUUUGGUCUCUGCUUGGACAUACAGGUGGCCACAAGAGUGGACUCUUGCUGGUGUGCCUUACGUGACCUUGAAGGAGGCAACUGCGGUACAAGGGCACUUGCUCUUGACAUUGAUUGCCAAUUCCAGCGAUUGAACAAAGGAUAUUUAUAAAGAGUCUAGACAAAUAUUCCAAGAUAACUCUUUCCAUAACUUACUGUUAGUUUGGGUUUCG